Molecule: messenger RNA, 288 nt
Organism: Loa loa (African eye worm)
Lineage: Eukaryota; Metazoa; Nematoda; Chromadorea; Rhabditida; Onchocercidae
Exons: 1
Coding region: 1-210 (69 amino acids)
Source: RefSeq, a predicted model, not a curated record
AUGAAAGGAAAGGGUAAGAUGAAAAAAGAACAAGAGAGAAUGGAAUUCUCGAUAGCAACUCCACCCUCCCGUUACCCAUCGAUUUUCACACCGGUUGACGCAUCGAGGAGAACUGUCAUUCCGGGCACAUCCUUCUUCUCUCGUCAACAACAGCAAACGGAGCAACACGGCCUUGCCGACAAGAAUGGUCGAUAUCGAGGUGGGGGGUAGGAGGGGGAGCCAGGCAGUGGUAUGUCUGCCCGAGGGGAGUGCCCAUCUCGCCAUCCCAAUCUCAACCCGAGCACCGAU